AUGCCGACUGAUAAAUUAUUCGAGAAGAUUGCACACAUCUUAGUGAAUCUGAACACGGAUGUUGUAAUAGAGCAAUGCCCAUUUUUGAUGGUCGCGAUAGGAACAAUUUUAAAGGAGGUGAAUUACAUCAUACACGAGAAAGAGGUGAACAGUCUAAAGGAGAUGAUAGAGUGCUUAUUCAACGAUUGGGUAACGACACGGCCGAAAAGUGAAAUGGACAUUAUGGACAAGUACGCUAAAAGAGUAAACGGACUGUUUUGCUACGUUAUAUUCACCUCAGUGGCGAUUACGCCUCGUGUUCUCGACCUUAUUUCACCGAAAAACGAAUCGCGUGGGGUUGACUUCAUUUAUCCUGCAUACUACGGUCUCGACGAGGAGGAACAUUAUUACAUUCUGAUGGGUCACAUGCUCUGCGUGAUAACUGUAGUGUUUUUCGUCUACAUCUCCUGUGACACGAUCUACAUGAAUAUCGUGCAACACGCGUGCGGAUUACUGAACGUCUCUGGGCAUUGCUUCAAGUGGGCAGUGGAAACUGUGAUUACCAAGAACGAGAAGAUGCACACCGAAGUGGACGACACGUAUAGAAAAGUGCGCCAUUCGAUCAAGGCUCAUCAACACGCUAUGGAAUAUAUUAUGCAGAUCGAAGACGUUCACGUCUCGUACCUGUUCAUAAUGGUCGCUGUAGUCGUGCUGUCGUUCAGUAUCUCUCUAGUCAGGACGUCCAUGAUGGACCCUUGCAUGGAGUUCUACAAGUAUUGCGGUUUCUUGGUGGUGCAACUGGUUCAUUUGCUUUUCCUUUCUAUCCAGGGACACUUUAUUAUACUCUCGCAUGACAUGACUUACGACAACAUAUAUAGCGCAAAAUGGUACAACAGUUCGCCGAGAACGCAAACUCUGUACGUGCUAGCUUUGAGGAGGAGCUUGACUCCGCCAUUGCUCACUGCGGGAGGACUGAUUUCCUUGAAUUUGGAGACUUUUGCCGAGUAUGCCAGGAUCGUCACUUUUCCCAGGAUACAUAUCAUACUAAACGAUUAUCCUUACUUGAUAACUUCGCUCGGGGUAAUCGUCAAAUUUGCUUCGAAAUUUCAGCUGAAAUAUCUUCUUGGAAAGAUCUACGAAGACUGGAGAGCCAUGACGUCGGAGGAUGAGUACAAGAUCAUGACGAAAUACGCGGAGAAAGGGAUUUUCAGUGUCAUACUCUAUAUUCUGCAUAUAUCGUUAUGCGCCGCUCUAUUUAUGUGCUUGCCGUUCGUGUCGCCGAUUCUGGACAUCCUUAUGCCGUUGAACGAGACGCGAGCACGGUUGUUCGUCUAUCCAGCUUACUAUUUCGUCGACGAGGACAAAUAUCAUUACUUGAUCGUAGGGCAUAUGUAUCUUGUAGUGGUAAUGCUUAUCUCUGUUUUCUGCGCCUGCGAUGCCAAUUACGUGUACGCCGUGCAACACGCUUGCGGAUUGUUGGCCAUUGCAGGAAAUUUCGUUGGCUUUUGUUUAGCUGAAAACAAUUGUCUGUUGGUAGAUAUCGUUUUAAAUACGCCUGCUAUGAGGUAA
This is a messenger RNA of Habropoda laboriosa, 1548 nucleotides long. RefSeq lists its product as uncharacterized. NCBI's taxonomy places the organism in Eukaryota, Metazoa, Arthropoda, Insecta, Hymenoptera, Apidae. Bases 1 to 1548 code for a protein of 515 amino acids. The transcript has 12 exons. Gene Ontology annotation, cellular component: plasma membrane. The record is from RefSeq and is a predicted model, not a curated record. Gene Ontology annotation, molecular function: olfactory receptor activity; odorant binding. Gene Ontology annotation, biological process: sensory perception of smell; detection of chemical stimulus involved in sensory perception of smell.